This is a messenger RNA of Micropterus salmoides (largemouth bass), 3133 nucleotides long. Its product is annotated as gastrin-releasing peptide receptor-like. Gene Ontology annotation, biological process: G protein-coupled receptor signaling pathway. Gene Ontology annotation, molecular function: G protein-coupled peptide receptor activity. Lineage: Eukaryota; Metazoa; Chordata; Actinopteri; Centrarchiformes; Centrarchidae. The coding region runs from base 20 to 1102 and encodes 360 amino acids. Gene Ontology annotation, cellular component: membrane. The transcript has 3 exons. The record is from RefSeq and is a predicted model, not a curated record.
CCUCUCCCUGUGGGUUGCUAUGUCUCUGGAGGAGUCUUUCGUUAUAACCCCAGAGGACAGUAGGGUUUUGGUCCUGAAUGUUUCCAGAGCGAUUUGGGACUCCACAGGAGAGCCGCACCAGUACAACGUCUGGCUCCCUGGAAUCGGAAUCGCCGCCAUCUACGGAGUUAUCAUUAUCGUUGGUCUCGUGGGAAAUGUCACUUUAAUGAAGACAUGUCUGUCGGUGAAGUCCAUGCGGACAGUGCCAAACUUGUUCCUAUCCAGUCUGGCUCUGGGGGACCUGCUGCUGCUGGUGACCUGCGCCCCAGUGGACGCCAGCCGCUACCUGGUGGACGAGUGGCUCUUCGGCCGCGUUGGAUGCAAACUGAUCCCGUUCAUCCAGCUCACCUCGGUGGGAGUCUCCGUGUUCACCCUCACUGCUCUCUCCGCUGACCGGUACAAAGCUAUAGUAAAACCGCUGAACAUUGACAGGUCCAGCGCUAGACUCAGCAUCUGUUUACGAGUGGGGGUGAUCUGGCUGCUCUCUGUGACUCUGGCGAUUCCUGAAGCCGUCUUCUCCGACCUGCACACCUUCACCACCAGCCAUACCAAUGAAACAUUUGUGACCUGUGCGCCCUACCCCCACGCUGGGGAACUGCACCCAAAAAUCCACUCCACUGCCUCCUUCCUCAUCUUCUACAUCAUACCACUCUUCAUCAUAUGUAUCUACUACUGCUUCAUCGCUCGCAGUCUGGUCAGGAGCUCUGUGGACAUCCCUGCUGAAGGACACCUGCACCUCCAGAGACAGAUCAAGUCCAGAAAACGACUGGCCAAAACUGUGCUGGUGUUUGUCGGCUUGUUUGCUGUCUGUUGGCUGCCCAGUCAUGUGAUCUACCUGUACCGCUCCUAUCACUACGACCAGGUUGACACAUCGCUGGGCCACUUCCUCGCAAGUGUGUGUGCUCGCAUUUUGGCCUUCACCAACUCCUGUGUGAACCCAUUUGCCCUCUACCUGAUGAGCAAAAGCUUCAGCAAACACUUCAACAAGCAGCUCCUGUGCUGCACUUCUCCCAGACGGUUGUACAGUCAGAACAGUGGGAGUACAAACAUAACCACGGUCUGAAAGCACGUGUGUUUCCAUGAACUUCAAACCCCCGGACUGGAGUCAUGUCGAUCGUCUUUGAUCACACUGAUUUUAGCAGACUUCAAUUUGAUGAAUGGACACGGUUACAAUCAUUCAUCCUUGUUGUCAAACAAUUUCACUCCUGCAAUUUAAUUAUCACCUGUCAUUAACCUUUUUCUAAUACCAAAAACUAAUUUUCAAUUUUCAAAAAAAUUUUAAAUCUGUGCUAUAGCUAUCAACGAUCUAUCAGUUUGGGUCAUGGAAAUACAAAGUGAUACAGGAAGUCUGAGGGUUCUGUCAGAAACAUUUCAUCUCUGAUUUAAAACAAUGUUGGUUGAAAGACAAAUGCAAUCCCUGCAGAUGUAAAUUAUCUCGUCGAAAACACUGUUACAAAAUAUAUUUUCUCACUGCUUGAGAUGGAUAUAUGGAUGUACAUAUUCUCUGGCAAAUAAAUGUUAUAGAGGAAAAACAUCCUGAUAAUUGUUAAGUUUUCUCUGUAUUGUCUGUUUUGGUGUUCAACCCAAAGCCGUGUAGAUGUUAAAUGGAACAGAAACAUGCAUCACUUAUGUUUUAAAUAACUGAAAAAAGAUGUAAUUGAUCAACUGUCCUUUGCAGUGGAAACCAUGCAUGAAAGGUUAGACAUCUGAUUUAUUGUGCAUGUUUCUAUCUUCGCUUAUCGGCUGAAGAUAGAGCAGAAGGUCCCUCUGACAUUUGAGGGUUUAAUGACUGUAAAAUAUUCAAACAGAACCAACUAACUUCUGCUAUUCUUUAUACUACAACAUUUUCAGUGGCCACAUAAAGUUUUUUGUCAAAAGUUGGUUGAAUUGUCAAAUGUCCGAUAAUUGUGCACAUAGAGAUGUUUCUGUUAAAUUGUAUGUGUCAGUUAAUGGUGUGUUGGUUGGCUCUGCAUACAAUAUGUGUCAAUUUAGCUAUUUGUUAAUUUUUAAUGAUGUAUUUAAUUUUGUUUAAUGUUGAUGUGCAACAUAGGGCUGCAAAUAACAUUUGUUUUGCAAUAUUUAUUCAUUAUUUUUUAUGAAUAAUCGAUUGAUUAGUCUAAAAACUGUCAGGAAACACAAUCAUGAUUUCCCAGAGCAUCUUCAAAUGCCUUGUUUUGUUUCACCAACAGUCCAAAACCCAAAGAUAUUUCAUUCAUAGUGAUAAUGACAGAUAAAACAAAGAAUAUUCUGACAUUUUUAAAAGCAAGAACUGUAAUAUUGAUUCUAGCAGUGUGGCUCUGUGGACGGUAAUCUCGGUUGGUCCACCACUUUGGUCCAGACUGACAUAUCUCAACAGCUACUGGAUGGACAGCCACGCAAUUUACAGAUAUUCAUGAUCUUACUUUUCAUAAAUGUCUAAACUAAUGACAUUCCCAUCAGCUACAACAACUCUUCUACAGAUGUUAUCAUGCUAAAUUAAGAUUGUGAACAUUGGUUAAUUAUUAACAUUAUUGGUUAAUAUUUAUUAUUUAAUAUUAAUUUGUGUUAGUUAGUGUCUUCUUCACCAUUAAUAUGGUCUGACAACAUCUGGAUGUUUCUAUACAAAUAAACUUUAUUUGAUAUGUAUAACCCCCUCUGGUCACCAUUUUUAUGAGGUUUUGUAGUGGUCAACUCACAAAAUUGUGAAUUGAUUAAUCUCAUCCAAGAAUCUUAAUCUAAUGUGCACUCUGUGUACAUUAGGGUGUUUUAUACAAGAUGGACAUUCUACUCUAAGUGGUAUUUUUUCAAAGCAUGUAACCACUGAAUCUGGGCACCAACAGCAGGAAAUUCAUCAACAUAAUCACAUACAAAUACAAUAUAUAUCGCUCUUUCAGAACCUUUGCUGAAGGCUGAGGCUCUUCUUUGCUGUUUUUGAGUAAAGACGUGUCAACUUAAAUCAGCUCAAACACAGUUGUUCAGGUCUCUGUGGAGGUGACCUUUUGAAUUAAUUCCCCUUCAGCAACACUGGCUAGAAAACUCCAUCCUUCAGUUCUUCAGGUGCUUUUCUCUUUCUGCUGUUUUCAACAUUUGUUUUGUUUUUUUACUUUGCCUUAUC